UAUAUAACAAAUAAUUUGAGUAGGAUGAACCCCGUGCUGUUAGACGAUAACAAUGCUGAUUUAAACUUCAACAUAAGAGCUGAUGGGUUAGCCGGUCACUCAUUAUCGCACAAUGGCUGGCAGUACAUGUGGGCAGGUGUACGCUCCACGCAUGGUGUCCUGCGCGGCAAGGUCUUCUUCGAGGUGCACGUCAUCAAUCAUUAUAAGUUGAACGAGUAUUUAGAAGGAUGUGACGUGAAAGCAGAUUGUAACAUAAGAGUUGGGUGGUCACACGAUCAAACCAACUUAUUGCUGGGAGAAGAUGUUAACUCUUAUGGCUACGAUGGAGCUGGUUUUAAGAGUCUUGAUGGAAAGUUUGACGUUUACGGAGGACGGUUACAUUUACACGACGUCAUCACGUGUUAUCUUGAUCUUGAUUGUGGGCUUGUUUCUUUCCAGAAAAAUGACGAGUUCCUAGGGACUGCAUUCAAGUUGGAUAAGCGAGCCAAAGAAAGCCCCUUUCUGCCUCACAUAUGUGUUAAAAACACCGAGGUGUUUGUUAAUUUUGGACAGAAGCCCCCUGCUUUUAAACCACCCCACGGGUUCAUCUUCAUCUCUCACACCCACCCUAACAACUUGGUGGCUACCCUUAGACCUCCUAACAAACCAACGGACUUAGAACUGAUAAUGAUGAUAGGAUUGCCCGGUGCUGGUAAAACAACUUAUGCUCUGAAGCAGAUGAGCGAGAAACCAGAGAAGAGAUAUUAUCUUUUGGGACAGGAUAUGAUCAUGGGGCACCUGAGGAACGCCGCUGUUAAAAGAUACAAACUCAAGUGGAACCGAGUAGUGAAGUUGUGCUCAGACAUUGCAACAGAGCAGCUGAAACUAGCUGGCACCAAAUCCCGCAACUACAUUGUCGACCAGACAAACGUCUAUGCAGCUCCACGCCGGCAGAAGUUGAGAAUAUUCGAGAACUACAAGGCCAUUGCUGCUGUUCUCGUAGUUACGGAUACCGAGCUUAUUAAGAGGUGUAAGGAACGUGAACAAGUAUCUCCCAAACACAUUCCCCUGCCUGCUGUAGACGAGAUGAAGAAGAACUUUACUCUUCCUCACGAGGAUGAGGGCCUCUUCUCUGAAAUACGUUAUGUUGAGCAGAAUCGAACAAUAGCUGAAGCGAUAAUGUCUUCUUACAAAACUUCCCGCGAGAUGAACAAUAAACCGGGUAUCCUGCGGGCUGAAGGAGGAGUUUCACUUCCUGGGCUGGGAUUCAGGCCCUCCUACCAGCUUCACCCUGGAGCUAGACACUUACCUCCUGGUUUUAUUCAGCAGCCACCUAGGUAUCCGAUGCGGAGGAACGAGUACAAACAACCGGACAUGUUUAACGGAAAAAGAGACGAUAAUAUCGACCACCUUGCUAAAAGUGUUGACAAUAUCAGGUUGAAAGAGCCAGACCAAGCAGAGAUAAUGAGAAAGGUAAACAGAGCACCGUACAAGAAGCAUCCAGUAGAGGAACAGGAAAAAGUGGCACCGGCUGAGAACAAAGACGUUAAGGACGAUAAACCUGAGCAAAUAGUUCAUCCUAUUCAGAGUAAACCUGAGCAAAUAGUGCACCCGAUACAAAACAUGCACUACGUAAAGGAGCAGAUACAGCCGCCUCCUCCUCCUCAAAUAAUGGCUACUCAAGACACUUUCAGUCACAUGUACAUGCCACGUAUGAACGACAAAGAUAACAACAGUAGACCGGGAAUAAUCCCAAUGAGUAAGAUAAACGACCACACUAUGUUCGGAUCCCACCACCUUACUACGUCCCAUCCUGGGUACUUAACAAACACGGGUAAUGCACGUUACAGUGCAGGCAACACGGGCCAACAGCAACACAGACCCCUACCCAUGAACAUGGCUAACUUACAGUUCCAGACUAGAUCUCAAACUCCUGUCUCUUCCAACUAUAACUCUCUCGCGUCCUUGUCAACCCCCAACUUCAAUCAGAAUACUUUGUCUAGCAAUUUUGGGAGCAGCCAGCCAGGCCCCUUCAUAUCACAAGGGCACAUGACAAACCAGGAACAGUUACUCGCAUUCCAGCUCCUCCAGCAAAACACACCCUUCCAGCAGAUGAUGAUGCCGCAGAACUAUCAGAUGCCAGGUCUCGAGCUGAUGCCACAAGCCCUUCACUCCACCUCCGGACUCCACUCCACUCCUCUCCUUCAGCAGAGCAACAUUCCCGACCACUUCGCUACCCUCUCUGGAUCCCACGGUUUACGCUACCCUGCUGGCUACAACCUACAAAAACCUAAACAGUUUGGACGUUAGCCAACUUCCUACUUCCCGCUCACUCUACCAUCCCUACACCUCAAUUAGGAAUUGCUUACUUUAAUUAAUUAAUUAAUUAGUUAAUUAUUUAAUUGAUUUAUUAAUUGAUUAAUUCCAAGUUUUUUGUUACAUUUAGAACCGUUACGUGCUAGUAAAUUUAUCAUUUAAAAAACUGUCCAAUUAUGAAAUUGCUCAAUUCUUUUGAUUUUAUACUAUUUUUCCAUUUUAACUACGCUUAUUAAUAAAGCAGAUGCCACUUUUGUUCACGAGCAGUUCGGAAAAUUUACACAAACAAAUCUCUGAACUGCUAAUAUACUUAAUAAUCUUCUGAUUUAAGUUUUUGGUAAAUUUUUAUCCAUUCCAUGAAAUACUCUCCCUUAAAUUUGUAACUGGUAGAGUUUGAGCGCGGCUGAUGUCUGCAUGGCGUCUUAAUGACUGAUAUUGAAACUGAUGAUGAAGCUAACAACUGAGAUUUUUAUUUAAUAACGAUUUUGAGAAGUCACGGUGAACGUUUUAUUUGACCUGUGCUAUGAUUGUUUUACGGUUAAUUAAUUGUGUUACUUUCUACCCAGAUCUUUUCUUUUAACUGAUAUCACAAUUUUAAGUUGUAUUGCGACGUGAGGGUGCAUGUUAUGACGUCAUAUCACGUGGUGUGACGUCAUAUCACGUGGUGUGACGUCAUAUCACGUGGUGUGACGUCAUAUCACGUGGUGUGACGUCAUAUCACUGCACGUGGUGUGACGUCAUAUCUCGUGGUUUAACGUCGUGAUGUUAAGUUGUUAUGCUAAAACUCGAUUAAUUGGACAUGAUAAGUGAUUGUUUGCGUUUUAUCUUUUGAAGCUCAAUGAAUAUUGAAUAUGUAUGUGGAAAUAGUGGAAAUAUGUGGAAAAGUUGAUAAAUGUGCUACAGCUAGUAUUUAUGGUUUAGUAAUUGUAUAUUGCUAAUUUUGCGGCUGCUGAAAAACGCCGCACCUUCGGGCUUUUCAGCUCUGAUAUUUACAAUAUCCGAUUUGCCUCUUGAUGUACCGACUGAAUUUGGGAUUCUCACUCGUUGAGAGGCACUUCGAUGAUUAUAUACAAGUGGACUAUUGCUGUCCGCCACGCGCGCCAGGCGUGUUAAGGAGUUGACUCAUUUUACCUAACUCAUUUUAAGUAUAGGAAUGCCAAAGUGGGUGUUGUGAUUACAGCUAUCAUGAAAUGAGAUUUGAGAUUUCAGUGAUGUUUUAUUCGACCUUUAAUUUCAGUUUCAUCUUCAGACAGAGUUAACUUACUGCAUCCCAGAACUGCUUGAUUUAACUGAUUGUUGAUUGGUUAAUUGUACUAAUUGGUCAUUAGUUAAAGUUCAUUGGUACUGAGCUCCAAUAAUUAUUAUGUAACGUUCUGUUAUGUUUUUGCAGCUUAUGAAUGGCAGCGCUAUUUUGGUUAACUAACAUUUCUAAUAUUGAUGAUUAAUACAUUGUGCGCUAAUAUUGUGUUGGGCUGAAAAUAUUUCCUUGUUUAUGGUUAUAUAGUAUUUUUAAUUUUUGUAAAAAGCUAUGCGAUAUGCUAAUAUGCUAUGAGAACUAUUCCAAGCCCUAUGAAGUUUACUUUUUUACAUAAUUUAAUAUAAAUUCAAUUAUAAUUAUUUUAUAAUUAUAAUUUUAUAUUAACAUUAUGAUCAAAGACAAGAA
Molecule: messenger RNA, 3958 nt
Organism: Bolinopsis microptera
Lineage: Eukaryota; Metazoa; Ctenophora; Tentaculata; Lobata; Bolinopsidae
Product: heterogeneous nuclear ribonucleoprotein U-like protein 1
Exons: 20
Coding region: 25-2289 (754 amino acids)
Molecular function (GO): protein binding
Source: RefSeq, a predicted model, not a curated record